Macrosteles quadrilineatus (aster leafhopper) is the source of this 577-nucleotide messenger RNA. Its product is annotated as adhesive plaque matrix protein-like. The transcript has 2 exons. The coding region runs from base 69 to 545 and encodes 158 amino acids. The record is from RefSeq and is a predicted model, not a curated record. Lineage: Eukaryota; Metazoa; Arthropoda; Insecta; Hemiptera; Cicadellidae.
UAGUACUGGUGAUACUUCAUACUACCACCUACCACUAAACCCUACCAACACUACCACACCAUCACAUCAUGGCUUACUCAGCACUGGUAUACUUAAGCGUCUGUGUAGCAGUGGCUACAGCAGUCACCCCCUUCUUCGAGUCCCCCCACAACGAGAAGGCCGCCCCCUUCUACAAGGUCCCCGUGCAGAGGGACUUCUCAUCCCCCUUCCCCGUAUACACCGGAAAGUCUCAAUCCUACAAGCAAUCUUCAUACAAGUCCGAGCCUUCGUUUUACAGCUCGGAGCCUUCUUACAAGCCGGAGCCAACUUUCUACAAGCCUCAGCCCUCUUUUUACAAACCAGAGCCCUCUUACUACAAGCCUCAACCUUCCUUUUACAAACCCGAGCAAUCCUAUUACAAGUCAGAGCCUUCUUACUAUAAACCGGAGCCUUCCUACUACAAACCUGAGUCGUACAAGAGUGGAUAUGCCCAGGGCGCUACUUCCUACCAGACUGUAAGAUUGGGCGGCGGAGACUACAAACCUCAAUACAAACCUUACUACUAGUCUAGCUUCCCUUCUUAUAUUUAUUCGGUUGU